Molecule: messenger RNA, 4373 nt
Organism: Gryllus bimaculatus (two-spotted cricket)
Lineage: Eukaryota; Metazoa; Arthropoda; Insecta; Orthoptera; Gryllidae
Source: the annotation of a GenBank genome assembly
UCUGGCUGGCGUGAUGCGUAUAAGAACGGACAACGGCAGUCGUGCGGUAGUUGCUUGCCGGUUGUUCCUCGGGUAGUACAUGGUGUGAGCUUCACGGUUGGUUGACGCAGUCUUUGAAGUGAGAGCUUGACAGCACAUCCACCAUGGGCAAAGACUUGUAUAAUCCGGACCCAUCUCUGUCCCGAAAAUCAUAUAUUAACUCCAUGAAUCAAUACCGAGACAUGUACAAACGUUCAAUCGAUAAUCCGGACGAAUUUUGGAGCGACGUUGCCAAGCAAUUUCAUUGGGAGACACCGGUUUCGACAGAAAAAUUUUAUUCGUACAACUUUGAUAUCUCCAAAGGACCAAUUUUCAUAAAAUGGAUGGAAGGAGCCACUACAAAUAUAAGUUACAACGUUUUGGACAGAAAUGUAAAAAAUGGCUUGGGAGACAAGAUCGCCUUUUACUGGGAGGGUAAUGAUCCUGAUGACUACAGCAGAUUAACUUACCGUAAAUUAUUGGAAGAAGUAUGUAGGUUUGCCAAUGUAUUGAAAUCAAAAGGCGUUACAAAAGGGGAUCGUGUAGCACUUUAUAUGCCUAUGAUUUUGGAAUUGGUGAUUGCAAUGUUGGCCUGUGCUCGUAUUGGAGCAGUUCAUUCUAUAGUUUUUGCUGGUUACUCUUCUGAUUCUCUGGCAGAACGCAUGUUGGAUUCCAAAUCAAAAGUCUUAGUCACAGCAGAUGGAGUAUGGAGGGGUGAGAAGCUUCUUUGUUUGAAGGAAAUAUGUGAUGCAGGUAUGGAUAGGUGCAAGAAAUUUGGCCACGAAGUUGAAUCAUGCAUAGUGGUGAGACAUCUGCCACGUUUGAGUGGUUUUCAGAAUCGAAAUGGUGUAACUGAAAGUAACAAUUCUUCUCCAGAGAAGCGAAAAGCUUAUGAUAGUAAGCAAAUUCCUUGGAAUGAUGAUAGAGAUGCUUGGUGGCAUGAUGAAAUGGAGGAAGCAUCAUCAUCUUGUUACCCAGUUUGGAUGGAAGCAGAAGAUCCUUUGUUCAUGUUGUAUACAAGUGGAUCAACUGGUAAACCCAAGGGAGUGCUACAUACUACUGCAGGAUAUUUACUAUAUGCUGCAACCACUUUUAAAUAUGUGUUUGAUUAUCAUCCUGGGGAUGUAUAUUGGUGUACAGCUGAUGUUGGUUGGAUUACUGGACAUACAUAUGUUGUAUAUGGUCCCCUAGCAAAUGGAGCUACUUCUGUAAUGUUUGAGGGCACUCCAUUUUAUCCAUCAAAUGACAGAUUUUGGCAUGUUAUUGAUAAAUAUAGGGUGAAUCAAUUCUACACUGCACCAACUGCAAUUAGGGCUCUAAUGAAAUUUGGAGAAGAACCAGUCAAAAAGCAUAGUCUGAAAUCAUUGCAAGUACUGGGGUCUGUGGGAGAACCAAUUAACCCUGAAGCAUGGCUAUGGUAUCACAAGGUAGUUGGUCAUGAAAAAUGUUCAAUUGUCGAUACGUUUUGGCAAACUGAAACUGGAGGACAUGUUCUGACCCCACUGCCUGGUUGCACACCAAUGAAACCGGGUUCUGCUACAUUCCCAUUCUUUGGAGUCUUGCCAGUGUUGUUGGAUGAGAAUGGAAAAGAGAUCAAUGGUCCUGGUGAAGGUUAUCUUGUAUUCCGAAGACCGUGGCCAGGUAUAAUGAGGUCUUUGUUUGGAAAUCAUGAAAGAUUUGAAACCACAUAUUUUAAGAAGUUUCCUGGAUAUUACUGCACAGGAGAUGGUGCUCGAAGGGACAGUGAUGGUUAUUUAUGGGUGACUGGUCGAGUUGAUGACAUGUUGAAUGUUUCGGGACAUUUGUUGAGUACUGCUGAAGUGGAAUCAGCCCUUGUUGAACAUCCUUCAGUUGCUGAAGCAGCAGUUGUUUCACAUGCCCAUCCAGUAAAAGGAGAAUGUUUGUAUUGUUUUGUUACUCCAAAUGAAGUUCGAGAAAAGAUCGGCCCUUUUGCUGCCCCAGAGGUCAUUCAGCAUGCACCAGCUCUCCCUAAAACACGCUCUGGGAAGAUCAUGAGGAGAGUUCUUCGAAAAAUUGCUCAAAAUGAUAGAGAUAUUGGUGAUAUCUCAACAUUAGCUGAUGAGAGCAUAGUUGAAAUCUUAUUUCAGAAUCGACCUACAGGAUUAAACUUCUAAGAAAGCUUUUCUGCAAGUUACUGGCACAAAAUAUGCCUCCAACUCUUCUUGAAGCAGUAUUUGUAGAGAUAUGAAUAUACAUACACAUAUACAUAUACACUGUGUAUAUAUGUAUUUAUAUGUAUAUAGACCUACACACAUUAUAUGUGAAAGUUGUAUGUAUAGAUGUGUUUUGGUUGUGUUGAAAGAAUAAAUUUAAAAAUUGAUUGUUAAUGUUGAAUAUUCAAUUACACUACUUGGCAAUACUGAUCAUAACCCCGCAUUAGAGUAAAUCUUAGGAGCUCCAAUAAUACUAUAUUAUUGCUAAUUGAUCAACGGUCAUCCUCUAGUUUUAUUUCUUAUUUGAAUACUUUGAGCUCUUUCCUCAGAAAAUGCUUCAUGGUCCUUUUAUAAUGUAUGUUUGUUCGCUACAAAAUGUAUAUCGUGGUUAAAUUAUAUAUGCUGAUUGUAGAAAUGGGAUGGAAGAAAUGAUUAGAUGUAUUGCUGUAACUAUACGUACAAAACACAUGAUAAAUGUCAAACAUAAAUUAUUAAAUUAUAAGACACACAAUUAUAUGGUUGGUUUCUUUAUAACAGAGUUUAUCUUGUGCAAAAAUUGAGGAAAACCUUUUCAUAAGGUGCAUUUCCUUGAAGAUAGAAAUCGCAUUUGGUGAAUAGAAUCACGAUACUGAUGUAUCACUAUCUAGUCUCUAUACCAUUUGCAUUUGCAUUUUGCAUCCCAUCCAUUUGCACUGUACGCAGUUGUGCAGAAACGUUACAUAUCAUUCCAUCAGGAACAUGUUGACUCAUGAUAACGAAUAGAAGGAUAAGUUUUAAAAGUGUUAGAAGACACAAUGUAUUAUAACAGAUUUCUUGUUGGAAUAAAAACGUCCAGAGCAGAAAUAUUUUACUAAAAAAAAUACACUGAAUUUGAGAUUACACAGUUGUGCUUUGGAAGUUUCUUAUUUUAUUAAUGUUUUACUUUGUGGCAAAUGUUGUGAGAAAAUAAUAAAAUAUUUUACCAUGUAAGUGAAUGUUAAUUUAUUUAUAUAUUUUGCUACCCGUUUAUAUAUUUUGAUACCAUAUUAUGCUUAUGCUUGUGUUAUGGCUAUUUGAAUCUCUAGCACAUAAUAUUUUGAAUAGUUAAAAUUCAGACCUGAAGCUCUUCAAAUACCUAUUAAGAUUUUUUCUGCAUGUUCUAAUGAUGCAACAGCUUCUUUAAAAGCUUUACAAAUUUCUAUGUCUUUCAUUGAGAUCUUUUCAUGUUACACUGUAAGUUGUAUGUGCUGCAUGCAUGUCUCCAUUUGAGUAUGUAACUCUCUGCUGUGAGAAUUAUAUAUUUUUCAACCUGAUAAUUCCCUUAUAUUUGGGAACUCUAUCUGUAUAUAAUCUUUACAUGAGAGAGAAAUGAAUCUUUUCUUGUCUUGUUUAUUUGGUUGUUUUUUUUCUUCUUCUGAGAAUUACAAUCUCGAGUUAAAUGCAUUACAUUUUGCUUCAGCUUUCAAGAAGUUUAGCGUUUGUAUGAAAAAAGAAUUUUCUGUGAACAUUUAAAACUUGUUGUCUCUUUCAAAUUGACCUUUUAACUUAAAUUGAUUAUUUGAAGUGAAGUGACAAUCUCACUGCACAUUCAUCUUUACCUAGGAAGAAGUAGAAGAUGAGGAGAGGAACAGAGGAAUCUCUUCAGAUCUUCUAAAGGCCAUAAAAUUUGGCUGAGUCUUGUGCCUGUCCUUUAAUACAUAUCAAUGCAGAAGACUGGCCUCCCAAAAGGCUUUCCAAAUUUCAUAUCAAUUCUAUAUUGCUGACUGUUAUUCAAGGGAUCCAAGCCUCAAGGGAUUUUUCAUGGCAAAAUUUGUUUUACAUGAGAAGCUACUAUCUUUUGAAACUUAAUCAUUCCAUUUGCUGGUUUAUCUUCACUGUUUAUUAGGUAAUAUUAAAAGAUUACAUCUCCUGUAUUGAACCCAAUUUGUCAUGAUGUAUGAUUCAGCAAGGUGCAUUUUUAAUAGGAUGAAUCUCAAAACAUGUCAGAGCAGAAAUUGUUAACCUACCUAAUUAUAAGUGUAAUGUAUACAGAGGUUUAUGAGUAUGUUAAUGAAAAGAAAAUACAUAAAAUUUUCAAAAUAAUAAUUUAUGUAUUACUGAAUGUUAUUAUUGUUAUCUUAGUUGUCGCAAUAAAAAAUGCUUCUUUUAUACUUUUUUUAAUUAGAUAUAUUCCAGCUUUUAGAAUAAACAGUUCAGAAGUGA